Messenger RNA from Labrus mixtus (cuckoo wrasse), 828 nucleotides. RefSeq names its product histone H3-like. Bases 165 to 821 code for a protein of 218 amino acids. Gene Ontology annotation, cellular component: nucleosome. Gene Ontology annotation, molecular function: DNA binding; structural constituent of chromatin; protein heterodimerization activity. NCBI's taxonomy places the organism in Eukaryota, Metazoa, Chordata, Actinopteri, Labriformes, Labridae. The record is from RefSeq and is a predicted model, not a curated record. The transcript has 2 exons.
GGCUCGCUCCCCCCGGCGGGACUGAGCUCCAGACGCGGCUUUGUCACCAAUCAGAGGCUAGAGGUCUGAAGCAGCGUCACCGGUCGGUAUCCGCGCACUCGGUUUAAAAGCAGCUCGUCUCCUGCCUCUGACACAUUUUUCUCCUUAUUAGAGAAUCUUAAACCAUGGCAAGAACCAAGCAGACCGCUCGUAAAUCCACAGGAGGCAAAGCCCCCAGGAAGCAGCUGGCGACCAAGGCUGCCCGUAAGAGCGCCCCGGCCACCGGCGGCGUCAAGAAGCCCCAUCGUUACAGGCCCGGUACCGUGGCUCUCAGAGAGAUCCGUCGUUACCAGAAAUCCACCGAGCUGCUCAUCCGCAAGCUGCCCUUCCAGCGUCUGGUCCGUGAGAUCGCUCAGGACUUCAAGACCGACCUGCGCUUCCAGAGCUCCGCUGUCAUGGCUCUGCAGGAGUCCAGCGAGGCUUACCUGGUCGGUCUCUUCGAGGACACCAACCUGUGCGCCAUCCACGCCAUGUCUGGAAGAGGAAAGGGAGGUAAAGGACUCGGUAAGGGAGGCGCUAAGCGUCACCGUAAAGUCCUCCGUGAUAACAUCCAGGGAAUCACCAAGCCCGCUAUCCGCCGUCUGGCUCGUCGUGGUGGAGUCAAGCGUAUCUCUGGUCUGAUCUACGAGGAGACUCGUGGUGUGUUGAAGGUGUUCCUGGAGAACGUCAUCCGUGAUGCCGUCACCUACACCGAGCAUGCCAAGAGGAAGACCGUGACCGCCAUGGAUGUGGUUUACGCCCUCAAGAGACAAGGACGCACUCUCUACGGCUUCGGAGGUUAAACCUGAU